This is a messenger RNA of Parastagonospora nodorum SN15, 903 nucleotides long. RefSeq lists its product as hypothetical. Gene Ontology annotation, biological process: L-ascorbic acid biosynthetic process. The transcript is spliced from 2 exons. Bases 1 to 903 code for a protein of 300 amino acids. Lineage: Eukaryota; Fungi; Ascomycota; Dothideomycetes; Pleosporales; Phaeosphaeriaceae. The record is from RefSeq and is a predicted model, not a curated record. Gene Ontology annotation, molecular function: calcium ion binding; gluconolactonase activity.
AUGAAUUGCUCGCUCGGUGAGGGUCCAUUCUGGGAAGACGACACAAACACACUUCGCUUCCUGGAUGUGGAGAAAUGCAAAGUUCAUCGCGUUGAUUUGAACGUUGGACAAUCGAGUCUCAAAGUUAUUAAGGACUUUGAUAUCUCAAUAGGGUGCACAGCAGACAUCGAAGGCAACCCUAGCGAAUUCGCCUUCGCUGGUAAAUACGGCUACGGCAUCGCCAACAAGCAAACGGGCGAAUACCGCUGGAUCAAAAAAGUAUGGUCAGAAGAUGAGAUCAAAGCUGGCAAACACGAGAAAUACCGCGGCAAUGACGGUGCCGUCGACUCGCAAGGCCGCUUCUGGGCUGGCUUCAUGUUCGACCCCCUAGUCUCUGACUGGGACGAGCACGGCGCCCUCUUCCGUCUCAACACGGACGGAUCUCUCGACCGGCCAUUGAGCGACAUUGCCAUCCCCAACGGCACAACAUGGAACAAGGACGACAACAAGAUGUACUGGGCUGACAGCCCCACGAAAACGAUUUUCCAGUUCGAUUACGACCCCAAGACCGGCGAGAUUACAAACAGGCGACCUUUCUUUACGAUGCCAGAAGAUAACCGCUAUGGCAAGGACGCUGUGCCAGACGGCCACUGCAUCGAUGAGGAGGGAUUCAUGUGGACGGCACUACAUGGCGGAUCUCAUGUCCUCAAGAUCUCCCCGGAAGGCGAGAUCGUGGGCGAAAUCAAGGUUCCAACAUCGCAGCCCACCUGCCCUUGUUUCUGUGGCGAAGACCUUGUUAUUACCAGCGCGGGUGGCACGAGCGGAGAGGGUGGCAAGGGUGUGGACGAGUUUGCUGGCAGUGUGUUCAAGAUCAACGUCGGGGUACGGGGACUGAAGAGGUUCAAGUACAAGAGUGGCGCGUAG